This is a messenger RNA of Verticillium dahliae VdLs.17, 807 nucleotides long. Its product is annotated as phytanoyl-CoA dioxygenase. The transcript has a single exon. The record is from RefSeq and is a predicted model, not a curated record. Bases 1 to 807 code for a protein of 268 amino acids. Lineage: Eukaryota; Fungi; Ascomycota; Sordariomycetes; Glomerellales; Plectosphaerellaceae.
AUGUUUCCGCCCGAUCAGGUCUCCAGCCUCAACGCCGACAUGGACACGGUGCUGACCAAGGUCGAGGCUGGUAAGUCGGCCAAUUUGACAGCGCCUCCAUUGCCUGGCGGCAUUGACGGUAUCGUCUUCGGGUCGAACACAAAACGUCUAGGCAGUCUGCUGCACCACAGCCCAACGUGGCGCGAUGCAAUGAUCGACAACCCUGUCCUACACGACCUCUGCACCGGUAUUUUCCGCGAUACGGGCGACUACUGGCUCAGUAUGGCACAGAUGAUCGAAAUCGGGCCCGGGAGCAAGGCACAACCCUUGCAUGCCGACGCGGCCGCCUGGUGGCCGUUCCUCAGCAUGGGUGACCGCUGGAUGCCCGAAGUAGCCGUCAACUUCCUCAUCGCCGCCACAGACACGACGAGUGCCAACGGCGCCACGGGCGUCGUGGAAGGGAGUCACAAGAUCAAGUACUCAGAGGCGCUGGCCGAUCCGACUUUCAACUUCUGGAGGUUCCCCGACGACAAGGUCAAGCAGGUCGAGCUGAAAGCUGGCGACUGCCUGCUUCUCGGCGGACGCAUUGUGCAUCGUGGAGAGGCGAACAGAACCGCCGAUGAGCGCAGAAGGCUUCUCAGCUGCACAGUCACAAGCUCUGUGCUGACGCCCGAGGAGGCGCACCCGUUGAUCGUCGACAAGGACGUGGUUCAGGGGCUUCCAGAGCGGGUGAAGAAGUUCCUGGGUUUCCGGGGCCAGAAUUCUAUAUCGGGAUACAAAUUCUGGCAAGACCAUAGGAGGGACCUCAGCCUGACUCUGGGGGUUUGA